AUCAACGAAGAGAUUUAUGUUGUGGGGACUUACUCGUGUCUUGUAUUAGCCAUUGUAGUAUUCUUAAUAACGGAUUAUUUUCGGUACAAACCGUUGAUCAUUGCAGAUGGAAUUUCCGGAAUCGUUUCAUACGUCUUAAUGUUAGGAACACCAAGUUUAUUCAGAGUUCAAAUUGGACAGAUUUUCUUUGGAUUUUUUUAUGCCUCAGAAGUUGCAUUCACUACAUAUUUAUACGCCAAGAUCGACGACAAACAGUUAUAUCAAAAAAUCACCAGUAUAGUGAAAGMAUCCAUAUUAUUUGGCAGAUUCUUAUCUGGCUUAAUCGCACAAAUUAUUGUUUCUACGAAUCUAUUGGACAAAGUUUAUCUACUCUACAUUACUAUAUUAAGUACGUUUCUUUAAAAUAUUAAURAUUACAUUAAUAUAGGUAGAUACCAU
Messenger RNA from Diuraphis noxia (Russian wheat aphid), 438 nucleotides. RefSeq names its product folate transporter 1-like. NCBI's taxonomy places the organism in Eukaryota, Metazoa, Arthropoda, Insecta, Hemiptera, Aphididae. The record is from RefSeq and is a predicted model, not a curated record.